AGAGGGAGAUUGCACGAUUAGCAUUCCAUAGCUAAAUGACAAGAGGAGGAUCACGAGAUUUGUCCAUCAAAAACAGCAGAAAUGUCAAGUAAUCAGUCUGAUUAUGGCCCCCUUCCACAGGCAAUUGGAAGAGCCCUUAGUGAUAAGAUGUACGAGAAAAGGAAGGGAGCUGCAUUGGAUAUUGAAAAGCUUGUUCGUGAUCUAGCAGCAAAAGGAGACAAAGAUCAGAUCUACAAACUGACAGCUGUCCUGGGUUCUGAUUUUGCCCUCUCGCCAAACACAAGCCUCAAGAGAGGUGGCCUUAUCGGUCUUGCUGCAACGGCCACUGGACUUGGAAAGGAGUCUUCAGGGUAUGUAUCUGAACUGAUCAGACCUGUCCUGCCAUGUUUCAAAGAUCCAGAUAGCAGGACUCGCUACUUGGCUUGUGAGGCACUCUACAACAUAGCCAAAGUCACCAGGAAUGCUAUCCUUAAGCAUUUCAAUGAUGUCUUCAAUGUCCUCUUCGUGCUUGCAGCAGAUCCAGAUAUAAAUGUUAAGAAUGGUUCAGAGCUGUUGGAUAGACUCUUGAAGGACAUUGUGACUGGUAGCCCAAACUUUGAUCUGAAUGCAUUUAUCAACUUAUUGCGAGAGAGAAUCUACACUCAAAAUUCCUUUGUGGGUCAGUUCAUUCUCUCAUGGGUCACGACGUUGGACUCUGUGCCAGACAUCAACAUGCUCGUCUACCUGCCAGAGAUCCUGGAUGGCCUCUUCCAUAUUCUCAGCGAUCAAAACAAGGAAGUCAGAAAAAUGUGUGAGUUUUGUCUAGAUGAGUUUCUGAAAGGCAUCCGCAAGAAUCCAAGCAGUGCAGACUUUCCAAACAUGGUGAACAUCCUAACCACACAUACAACAUCCCAAGUUGAAUUGAUACAGCUUACAGCAAUGACGUGGAUCAGAGAAUUCUUGAACCUGGCUGGAAGGUCCUUGCUUCAUUUCAUGUCAGCGUUACUCAGUGCCGCACUUCCUUGCCUCGCGUACGAAGACCAAAAAAGAAAGAGCAUCAAAGAAGUUGCUACAUCGGUGAAUCAGAGUUUGAUGAGACUGGUAACACAGAGUGACGAUGAUGAUACCAACCAACCUCCAGUCUCAAACACUCCAGAAAAAACUGAUCUAACCCAUAUAACUCUUCCAGUCAAGCUGAAGCUCGCUCCCAUAGUCCAGGUCCUGACCCGGUACCUAGGUCACAAGUCAAUACAGACCAGGAUAGCGGUCUUACAAUGGAUCUACCAUCUACAUAUCAAGACACCAAAGAAGAUAUUCUAUCAUGUUGAACAACUCUUCCCAGUCAUUUUGAAGACUCUCUCAGAUCCAUCAGAUGAGGUUGUUCUCCGUGACCUCGAGGUCCUAGCCGAGAUAGUAUCUUCGUCGGCUGGUCCAGACUUUGUUGCCGACCAGCAAGAGACCAAUCAGAUCGCUCCGUCUGCGGCAUCUAACGCAUCCUUCAGGGCAGUGACAGGUACAAACAAGUACUUCACAGACUUCAUGGUGAAGCUUCUGAGCCUCUUCUCGACCGAUCCUCAACUCCUGGAGGAUAGAGGGUCCUUUAUCAUCAGACAGCUGUGCCUGUUGUUGAAUGCAGAACACAUCUACCAGGCUCUAUCUAAGAUUCUUUUGGAUUCACCCGACAUGAAGUUUGCUACUACCAUGGUCCAGACAUUAAACACUAUUCUACUCACAUCCACCGAGCUGUUUGAUCUUCGCAAUAAACUCAAGGAUCUCAGAACAGAGGCCAGUUGCAGUUUGUUUUGCUGUCUCUACAAGUCUUGGUGUCACAGCCCAGUUGCAACGGUCUCGCUUUGCCUCCUCACUCAAAACUACAAACAUUCCUGCGAUCUUAUAUACCAAUUCGGUGAUUUGGAGGUCACGGUUGACUUUCUCACAGAGAUUGACAAAUUAGUACAGCUUAUUGAGUCACCUAUAUUCACAUAUCUGCGUCUUCAGCUGUUGGAUGCCGAGCAUAACCCCUAUCUUCUGAAGAGCCUGUACGGUCUUCUCAUGCUGCUCCCCCAGAGCACCGCUUUCAACAUCCUCCACCAUCGCCUUACAUGUGUACCUAACCUGCAGUACCUGUCUGGCACAGGGGGAGCCCCCAAGAAACUCUUCUUACCGGGCCACAAGGCUGCUGUUGGUCCAAGUAAGGGUGAAUCGUCUCACAAGAAGAACAUCAACUGGACCCAGAUGCUAGAGCACUUUCAUCAGAUCCAGGAAGAACACAGUAAAGCUAAGAGAUCCAGACACCAACCCCUGGAGAAUCUGGCCUCCGGGCGAACCUGAGACCGGAGAUUUCCAAUCUUGAUGAUGCCUGCCUGCCUGCUGUUAGGACAUUCAGCUUUAUCUGUUGCUCCAAACUCAGGAGGGGGAAAUGGCAACUUUGGGGGAUGCCAGAAGCCGUUGACAAUGAGUCGUUGUCAGGGAUUUUUGUCAAAUACCAUUGUAAAUGAUUUUAUCUUACCUCAAUGUCAAUGAUUUUGUCAGAAGGCACUGUCAAUGAUAUUAAUUGUCUUAAGCUACUAUCAAUGAUCGCUAUUAAUCUACAUUUGCCGUUCUGGCCCCAGGUGAGGUAAAUGGGUACGUGGAACGGAAUUAUCUCCUUAAAAUAUUUGAGCGAAAUAAUGGCAGCCAUCCUGAACCCAUGUUUAAUUGUGGAGUGCCCAGGAUGUAAAGUCUAACAGACAUGAACGCUAUACAAGAACCCACUAUGAUUAGUAUUGUUAUUGCCAUUGAUUUUUUAAAGCCUUUGUCAAUGUUUACGUCAUAAGCCAUUGUAUUAAAACGAUGUCGUGUUCUUUAUUUUCUAAUUCACAAUCUUCAAACGAACAGUAAUUAUUUUCCAUCGCGCUUUCACCCACCUGCUGAAGAAAACAUAUAAAACACUUUCCAAACACUUAGGGUAGCACCGCUCAUCUAGGACGGCUGCGGACAUCUCCGUCAUGUCCGAUGGAAAAUGUCACUCCGUUAGCAGUGGUGUAAAUCAAAAAGGGGAAUCCCCAAACUGAGAAGAAAACAUGUAAUUAUCUCUGCUUCUCAGUCAUGACUACAUCAAGGCAUCUUGGAGGAAUAGUCCUCAGGGUUUGGGCGAAAGGGAUGAUGUGCCUUGGCAUGGAUAGCCCCUUUGGUAUGUUUUUUUAAGAGAAAUCAUACAAUGCCAAAUAAAUGCUGCGAAUCAUCAACAUCAUCAUGGAAAUAAUGAUGAGUAUAAUAAGAGUAUCAUAACUCAUCUUAGAAUUCUACAUUUAUUGAAGAACAUCAAGUGUAAUAUUUAAGAUUCUGUUUUUUUUUUUAACAAGCCUGUAGAUAUGGGAAUUUUGAUAUUGUGAUAUGAAACUGGCCGAGAAUCAUAAUACGGAUUCACUUUGCAUAGAUACUUAUCUUUAUUUGGGGAUGUAGGGUAAUCAUGGACUAUGUACUGUACCAAAGAAACACACUCCACUCCUUGUUUUCUCCUCCCAUUUCUCUUUA
This is a messenger RNA of Strongylocentrotus purpuratus (purple sea urchin), 3495 nucleotides long. It is a transcript of the gene vac14, whose product is annotated as protein VAC14 homolog. Lineage: Eukaryota; Metazoa; Echinodermata; Echinoidea; Camarodonta; Strongylocentrotidae. Gene Ontology annotation, cellular component: endosome membrane; PAS complex. The coding region runs from base 82 to 2310 and encodes 742 amino acids. Gene Ontology annotation, biological process: phosphatidylinositol biosynthetic process; positive regulation of kinase activity. The transcript has 17 exons. The record is from RefSeq and is a predicted model, not a curated record.